ACCUGGAAGCCCAUUUCCUGUAAGGUUCAUCCCUGCAUCUCCUGAGAAGGCUGUCAAAGGUUUUAAGACUUACGUCUACCGGUCUCCACAGUAUAAUGUGGAGCAAGAAGAGGAAAUAAGUGUAACUGAGUUGUUCUUCAAGAUUGACUCGGUGAGUAGAGCUUUGGAGACUGAGAAAAAUGCCAACUUUCCAUCUCUCAGAUCCUUUGAAUUACCUAUUGCUUCUUCUAGACCAUGUGGCCUUCCUCAGUUUAAGAUCACAUACAAAGACAAAGUAUACCAAGACUGGAGAGGAGUGAUUGCACCAAAUCGUAUGAAGGACUCUGCUCAAGUGAGACACAUAAACGUGAAGGCCAAGGAGUUAAUGAGAGAUUUCCAGACCAACGAAAUGAAGAGAGCUGUGUCUAGUGAUAAAUCAGAAGGGAAAAGCAGUGGCAGACACCUUGACCUUCAAAAUCAGAAGAAGGUAAAGAAAAAUGAAGCUCACUUGAAAGACCGUGAAGCUUUUCAUGAUAGCACARUGCAUCCUAACAGCGGAGAAGUGCUUAAUGCAGUCAUUUGCAUUCAAAGAUAUGUGAGAGCAUGGCUUGAAUGCAGGGCAUUCAGAAGAAUAAAGAUCAAGGCUACAAGUCAUGGACGAUCCCUGCCAGCCGUUGUAAGGCAGUACCGGAAAAUGAUGGCCCGCCUUAGAUGUCGAGCUGGUGUUUUGAAUCUAUCCACACCACUUCGGUAUUUUGAGCUGGAAGAGUGGAUGGACAAGAAAAAAUUUUAUGAAGCAAUGUUUGACAAGAGACAGUUCUGUGAAGAGAUGGACAGAAGUGACCUGCCUGGAUUUUUCAAGGACUGUGGAUAUUUUAUACCCGCCAGUGGAAUUCAGCGUGUCUUACAGAUGGUCUGCCCAAGCCUCCUAUGUGAAUCGCAGUUUUCUCUGGAUCAAAAGGCAAAGGAAGCUUCGGUUUUUAAUUUCUGCCUGUCAGUCACCCAAGCAGAGUAG
Messenger RNA from Nothoprocta perdicaria, 994 nucleotides. RefSeq names its product IQ motif containing M (gene IQCM). The transcript is spliced from 9 exons. Bases 314 to 994 code for a protein of 226 amino acids. The record is from RefSeq and is a predicted model, not a curated record. NCBI's taxonomy places the organism in Eukaryota, Metazoa, Chordata, Aves, Tinamiformes, Tinamidae.